AAUCCUCAAAUGACCACUUCGUAAACUAGACUAUCUUAUUCACUCAACAAUUCAAUCCACUUCAUUCAAGUUAUUCAUCAUGUCGUUCCCAUUCAAAACAGUUCUCGUUGUCGGUGCCACAUCAGGCAUUGGCCUAGCCAUGGCUGAACGAUUUGUUCAGGAGGGCAAAAAGGUCAUUGCUGUUGGAAGACGGCAGGACAGACUGGACGCCUUUGUCCAAAAACAUGGAGCUGAAAUGACUGACUCUUUCGUCUUUGACAUUACCAAUACAGCUGGCUUAGAUGCCUUUGUUGCUGAUGUAACAAAGAAGCACCCAGAUCUUGACUGCGUUUACCUGAAUGCUGGCUACCAACGGCCCAUUGCACUAACGGACCCUGCCUCCGUAAAUCUGGAUGACUUUCAUUAUGAGAUCAAUCUCAACUUUACCUGCAACGUCAAUCUCUGCAUCAAAUUCUUACCACAUUUGAAAAGUUUCAAUGGCCCAUCUUGUUUAAUGAUUACUGGAACUCACAUAUCAGUUAUUCCUGCAAUGAUGGUUCCUGCGUAUAGUGCGGCCAAGGCUGCGGCGAGAGCAUUUUUCGAUUGCCUACGAGCGCAAAAUGAAGGUUCCAACGUCAGAUUUGUGGAUAUUGGUACACCUCUCGUACAGACUGAAUUACACGACUACAUGGGCGAGGAGCGCGGUCGAGCCAUGGGCAUGCCCGUCAAUGCCUUUGUAGACCAAGUAUUUGAGCAGCUAGAGCAAGGCAAAGAAGAAGUCGUGGUUGGUGUUAUCGGACUCGCUAAUAGUGACGAAUUCAAGGGCUUGCUGGAGCGCAGACACAAAUUGUUUAUGGAGCUUACCGCUUUGAUGCGUCAGGCGCAUUAAUACCGGGCAAAAGAUGGCGCAGGAUAG
[Torrubiella] hemipterigena is the source of this 895-nucleotide messenger RNA. The record is from the annotation of a GenBank genome assembly. NCBI's taxonomy places the organism in Eukaryota, Fungi, Ascomycota, Sordariomycetes, Hypocreales, Clavicipitaceae.